Molecule: messenger RNA, 3419 nt
Organism: Adelges cooleyi (spruce gall adelgid)
Lineage: Eukaryota; Metazoa; Arthropoda; Insecta; Hemiptera; Adelgidae
Gene: lin
Product: protein lines
Exons: 2
Coding region: 172-1944 (590 amino acids)
Source: RefSeq, a predicted model, not a curated record
CGCAGCCGACAUUCGACAACACAACAAAAUGCGUACAACAACAAAUACCUGUUGCUGCCGCCGUCGUCGUCGUCGUUGCGAUUAAGAAAAUGCAUCAGAAAAUCACAGCAAUGCCGUCGUUUUGCCACGAUUAUAAUAAUCCGAAGUGUUUGUAAAGUAACAAAUUAAAAAAUGGAAGACCAGGAGUCUGACAACAAAACAUUACCACUUGCCAAAAAGCAAAAAAUUAAUGACGAUGAGUAUCGAUUGGUGGACUCGAACAUCGAUACUAUCAGUUUGAACUUGACCAGACAUUGUUUGUGUCAACUACCUGAAACAUGCAUGUUGAAAGACGUGUUCAGUGUAACUGACAUAAGUAGUUGGAGUAAAGAACGACUAUUAAACUUAUUGAGUUUUGGUCGACUAACUUGUGAUAUUGCACUGAAACAACAAGCUAAUGGUACAAUAUGUCCUAGCAUAAAGCAUCUAAGUGAGGAUUUGGUUGCUAAUAAAACUGGCAUAGUUAAUGAAAUUGUAACCUUGUUGUCUUGCCCUGACCAUUACAUUUCAUAUGCAGCAAGUUAUGCGUUGUCAUACAUAUUUUUAUGUUCCAAUGACAAGCUACAGGAAGUGUGGUUGCAACAGCUGACCGACUUGAUGUUACGUCAAUUGCCAGAAACGUUAGAGCCCGUAAUAUCAGUUUUCAAUCGUGUAUUGUGUUGGAAAGAUGCUCCAAUAACAGAUUUAAAUAAAAUCAAAUUGCCUGAGAACUGUUUCAGCAUAAAAGAUGUCGAAGAUAAUGAAUUUAGGACUGUCAAAACAAAAAUGAUUGAAGUGUUGCAGCCUCAAUGGAGGAUGAUAGUGGUGAAAUUCAUUAGGUACAUGUCUUCAUUUGACCUUUGUACAGACGUCGGUAUUGAGCCAUUUUAUCAUAAAACAGGUCACAACGCUAUUAUUGAAAUCAUUAAAUUGUGGACAUCAAUUGUUUCUAUAAAAACGAACUUGAAUUUCAUGGAUAUCAAAAACUUCUAUGCAGACUUGCAACAAAUGCUGAUACUUUUGAGGAGGCCUAAAAUACACCCGGCCAUAUGGAAAAACAUUAUCAACCUUUUCAACGAGAGUUUAUGUUACACAAGCACUUUGGCCAUACAGGGUACAAUGCAAGAAGAACCUUGCACAUUGGCAAGAGAACUAGUCAAAGCAGUAAAAACCAAGAACAUGCUGACCAAUAUGCCUUUUCGAAAAGGGUUGAGAAAAUAUGGCGGAGGAAAAGGCGACGGGGAUAAAAAAUUGUUGCAAGACACAAUAUUACUUAUUUUAAAAGCUGUUGCGACGAUCAUCAAAGAAACAAAAAACGAUUCCAGUGAUUCUUCAUCUGAAGAAUCUGAAGACUCUGAAGAAAUUGAUGCUGAAAUGGCUAUAAUAGAGAGCAGUGUCAACGACUUAUUACGGAAGGUGGACAUUUGCGUCGAGGAAUGCAUGUCGUAUCUACCCGGAACACCGACUGCCCAAUGGAUUGUGCAGUUGUUUGCGGAUAGAAACGACGUGCUCAUUGAAAGUAUGAUUUGUACGUUGGAUAUUUCGUCAGUUUUAUGCUACCGUCGCAAUUCAUUGCCUAGGUUGAGGGACGUAUUGAAUCCUACUUUAAGUUUAGUCGAAUUUUUACAGACAAUGUCCUAUGACAACGAUAUUAACUUAUUUAUUUUAGACUUGUUAUUGGGUGAUGACACUCAUUUUCUUUUGUAUAUUUGGCAAAUUCUCAAGUUCAUUUGUAAUAGAUGGAACGAAUUCUGCCUUUGUUGCGACACAAAAUUACAGAGUACAAUGGCCGUACUAAUGGGUCUAAUGAAAAGCUUAGAUAACCUUAUUAGAAACAAAUUAAAUCCUUAUAAUCUGAAUCCUGUGUUGCGAUUACUAGUCAGAUGUAAAGAGUUAUAUAGUGGUGUGAGUGACAUGAACAUUUAAUUAUUUAUUAUUUAUCUACAAUAUUUUUUUCAAAGAACACCUUCAAUGAAAAAAAUAUUGUAGAUAACUCUGAUGAUAAAUGGAUUUUUGUUUACCCGUACCAUUUUUUUUAGCAUAACAUAAAAAAAACAUUGUAUAUCUGUAUAACUUCAGUGUGCAACCAAAUAUUUAAUAUUCUGUAUAAAGUAUUAUUUUUUUUAAUUAGAGAAUAAAGUAAUUGAAUAGUUUAGUUCAAAAUGUUACAUGAAAUAAUUUGAUUUAUUUUUCAAAAUCGACCCAAUUAAAUUAAAAUAUUGUAAAUUGAUUAUGUUGAAGAAUCAAAGUUGUAAAUAAAUUAUAUACAAUUUAUAAGAAUAAUGUUCUUGUUAUAAACUUAAAGACUGAUAAAUAAGGACUAUUAUUAAUAUAAAAAUAGGAUCAAUUAGUGUAAGACCUUAAGCCAAGUUGCUAUUGGAUGUUAAGAAUUGUAAAUAUCACAUAAAAAAAAAAAUAAGAAAAUUUUAGAUUAAUUUUAAUGAUUGUACAGUGUUUACUAUUCUUUUUUUUAUUCAGCGAAUUAUAAUAAUUAUUAUUAUUGUUAAGAAUACAUUACAUAAAGAACCUUUUUUCUAUAAUAAACUUCUCAAACAUUUCAAUUUAGUUCUUACUUGUGGUUUGUACUUUUUUAUUAAUAACAUGUACUCUUAUUAGUAUGUGAAAUUUUUAGUUUGAAAACAUUUUUUUUUUUAUUAUCUCUUGAAUCCUGUUUUAUUAGAAUUUUUAUACGCAUUAUUUAUAAUAUUUUUUUUAUUUAGUUUAAAUAAUAUUAACUAAUAAAGUAAUCUAUGUAAACUAUAAUUGGUAAUUUAUAUAGCAUUGAAUUUUUUGUUUUGCAUAUCGAAAUUGUGGUAGGUAAAUAAUUUUUGUUGACGAUUAAAUUUUCAAUUAAUAUUAACUAAUCGUGUAUUAUUUUUUUAUCAAUAUUCAAUUAAGUAAUACCUUUUCAAUUACAGAAUGUUUAGUUAGUUUCUAAAGAAAAUGUUUUUUAUUGUCUGUAUUCAAAUUAUUUUUUAUAUUGAGUGGGUUUAAAUUAUAAAAUGUCCACAAAUGAUGUGGUUGAGCUGUAAUUGUAAUGAAACUAUUUUUAAAAUAAAUACAAUUUAUUUAUAAAAAAAAAUUGAAUAAUGUUAUUGUUGAAUUGUUCAUUUUCUCUGUUUUUUGAAUAAAAUUGUAUUGCAAGCUCCUAUUUUGUAACAAUCCGUCCAAUAUUUUUGUAUAUAAUUUAAUACACCUUGUUUUAAGAAUCCGUAUCAAAGACUAGUUAAUAAAUAUAAUUUUGUUAAAUGCGUGUUACUUAAGUUGUUGUCAAAUUACUUGACGUGGCUAGUACGAUUCUGGCUAGACUCGACGUAGUGACUUGACUACAUUUUUAUGAAUUGUAUUUUCUUCAUAUUAACAAAGUGUAAUAAUGAAUAAAUUAGCUUUGUAUAUUUUAA